Molecule: messenger RNA, 753 nt
Organism: Erythranthe guttata (spotted monkey flower)
Lineage: Eukaryota; Viridiplantae; Streptophyta; Magnoliopsida; Lamiales; Phrymaceae
Product: protein SRC1-like
Molecular function (GO): metal ion binding
Source: RefSeq, a predicted model, not a curated record
CUCUUUCUCUCUCUAGAUUAUUGCGCCUAUAAAUAAGUGUCGCUCCAUCCCCAAUUAUUCAUCACAAUCCAAUUCAAUUUCAUUAAAUCUUACAAAGAAAAAACAGAGAAAAUUAAAAAUGGCAGGAAUCAUCCAUAAGAUCGAAGAGAAGCUCGGCUUGGGAGGAGGCCACAAGGAAGAAGAGAAGAAGGCCGAACACAGCUACGCCGAGCAGAUCAAGCCCGACCACCACGGCGAGAAGAAGGCGGAACACGGCUACGGCGGCGGCGAGAAGAAGCCGGAGGAACACAAGGAAGGUCUGAUCGAGAAGAUCAAGGACAAGAUCCACGGCGGCGACGAAGGCGAGAGCGGCGAGUGCAAGGGGGAGAAGAAGGACAAGAAGAAGAAGGACAAGAAGGAGAAGAAGAAGCACUGCGACGGCGACGGCGAAGACAAACACGGCGGUAGCAGCAGCGACAGCGGCAGCGACAGCGAUUGAUCGAUCCGGCGCCGGCGGCCCCCCGUGUUUAAUUUUUCUUUAAUGUGUUUUUAAUUUGGGGUUUUUUUUUUUUUAAUUCUGAUGGUGAUGAUUAACGGUUUGUAAUAAGGGGGAAAUAAAGAAAAUCGAAAAAAAAAUAUAUUUGAAAAAGAAUUAUUAAAAAGAAAUGCCCCUUGGCUAUGUACUAGUGAUGUUUUAGUAUGUAGUUUUGUGUUUUAUUGUUGUAAUCGUCUGCAUCUUGCUUUUAGUAUAUUAAUUAAUAUUUUUCUUAAUUA